Molecule: messenger RNA, 2349 nt
Organism: Pipistrellus nathusii (Nathusius's pipistrelle)
Lineage: Eukaryota; Metazoa; Chordata; Mammalia; Chiroptera; Vespertilionidae
Source: the annotation of a GenBank genome assembly
AUGGCUACCCAAGCUGAUUUGAUGGAGUUGGACAUGGCCAUGGAGCCAGACAGAAAAGCGGCUGUUAGUCACUGGCAGCAGCAGUCUUACCUGGACUCUGGAAUCCAUUCUGGUGCCACUACCACAGCCCCUUCUCUGAGUGGUAAAGGCAAUCCUGAGGAAGAUGAUGUGGAUACUACCCAACAAGUCCUGUACGAGUGGGAACAGGGAUUUUCUCAGUCCUUCACUCAAGAACAAGUAGCAGAUAUUGAUGGACAGUAUGCGAUGACUCGAGCUCAGAGGGUACGAGCUGCUAUGUUCCCUGAGACAUUAGAUGAGGGCAUGCAGAUCCCAUCUACCCAGUUUGAUGCCGCUCAUCCCACCAACGUCCAGCGUUUGGCUGAACCAUCACAGAUGCUGAAACAUGCUGUUGUAAAUUUGAUUAACUACCAAGAUGACGCAGAACUUGCCACACGUGCAAUCCCAGAACUGACAAAACUGCUGAACGAUGAGGACCAGGUGGUGGUUAAUAAGGCAGCAGUUAUGGUUCAUCAGCUUUCUAAAAAGGAAGCUUCCAGACACGCCAUCAUGCGUUCUCCUCAGAUGGUGUCUGCUAUUGUACGUACCAUGCAGAAUACAAAUGAUGUGGAAACAGCUCGUUGUACUGCUGGGACCUUGCACAAUCUUUCCCAUCAUCGGGAGGGCUUGCUGGCCAUCUUUAAGUCUGGGGGCAUUCCUGCCCUGGUGAAGAUGCUUGGCUCACCAGUGGAUUCUGUAUUGUUUUAUGCCAUUACAACUCUCCACAACCUUUUAUUACAUCAAGAAGGAGCUAAAAUGGCAGUGCGUUUAGCUGGUGGGCUGCAGAAAAUGGUUGCUUUGCUCAACAAAACAAAUGUUAAAUUCUUGGCUAUUACAACAGACUGCCUUCAGAUUUUAGCUUACGGCAAUCAAGAAAGCAAGCUGAUCAUCCUGGCUAGUGGUGGACCUCAAGCUUUAGUAAAUAUAAUGAGGACUUACACUUACGAGAAACUACUGUGGACCACAAGCAGAGUACUGAAGGUGCUGUCUGUCUGCUCUAGUAAUAAACCAGCUAUUGUAGAAGCUGGUGGAAUGCAAGCUUUAGGACUUCAUCUGACAGAUCCAAGUCAGCGUCUUGUUCAGAACUGUCUUUGGACUCUUAGGAACCUUUCAGAUGCUGCAACUAAACAGGAAGGGAUGGAAGGUCUUCUUGGGACUCUUGUUCAGCUGCUGGGUUCAGAUGAUAUAAAUGUGGUCACCUGUGCAGCGGGAAUCCUUUCUAAUCUCACUUGCAAUAAUUAUAAGAACAAGAUGAUGGUGUGCCAAGUGGGUGGUAUUGAGGCUCUUGUGCGUACCGUCCUUCGUGCUGGUGACAGGGAGGACAUCACUGAGCCUGCCAUCUGUGCUCUUCGUCAUCUGACCAGCCGACACCAGGAAGCAGAGAUGGCCCAGAAUGCUGUUCGCCUUCACUAUGGACUACCAGUUGUGGUGAAACUUCUACACCCACCAUCCCAUUGGCCUCUGAUAAAGGCGACUGUUGGAUUGAUUCGAAAUCUUGCUCUUUGUCCAGCAAAUCAUGCACCUUUGCGUGAGCAGGGCGCCAUUCCACGACUAGUCCAGCUGUUGGUGCGUGCACAUCAGGAUACCCAGCGUCGUACGUCUAUGGGUGGAACACAGCAGCAGUUUGUGGAGGGCGUCCGCAUGGAGGAAAUAGUUGAAGGUUGCACUGGAGCCCUUCACAUCCUAGCUCGGGAUGUUCACAACCGAAUCGUAAUCAGAGGACUGAAUACCAUUCCACUGUUUGUGCAGCUGCUUUAUUCUCCCAUUGAAAAUAUCCAAAGAGUCGCUGCAGGGGUCCUCUGUGAACUUGCUCAGGACAAGGAGGCUGCAGAAGCUAUUGAAGCCGAGGGAGCCACGGCUCCCCUGACGGAAUUGCUGCACUCGAGGAAUGAAGGUGUGGCAACGUAUGCAGCUGCUGUGUUGUUCCGAAUGUCUGAGGACAAGCCACAGGACUAUAAGAAGCGGCUUUCCGUGGAGCUGACCAGUUCUCUUUUCAGAACAGAGCCAAUGGCUUGGAAUGAGACUGCUGAUCUUGGACUUGAUAUUGGUGCCCAGGGAGAGCCCCUUGGAUAUCGCCAGGAUGACCCCAGCUAUCGUUCUUUUCACUCUGGUGGAUAUGGCCAGGAUGCCUUGGGAAUGGACCCCAUGAUGGAGCAUGAGAUGGGUGGCCACCACCCUGGUGCUGACUAUCCAGUUGAUGGGCUGCCAGAUCUGGGGCACGCCCAGGACCUCAUGGAUGGGCUGCCUCCAGGUGACAGCAAUCAGCUGGCCUGGUUUGAUACUGACCUGUAA